AUGUCUACAGCAGCCACCCAUCCCAUAUCUUCCACCUCUCAGCCUCCCAAGGCAGCAGAACGUCUCGAACCAGUCACACCAGGUGCCAGUGCUACCAAACCGCAUGCCAGUGAUGAGAAAGGCGUCAAGGAGAAGCCCGCCAAGGCUAAAAAGGACAAGAAGGCGGGUGGUGGUGAUGGCGGACCUUUGGAGCUCAGUCCUCCUCCCGAAUACUUCUCCGAGCGUAUCAAGAUAUACGACGAGUGGAAGGUUAAAUAUGACAAAUGGGUUGCAGAACAACCACGAGAACCAAUCACCGUCACUCUGCCUGAUGGCAAACAGGUUCAAGGGACAUCAUGGGAGACCACGCCUUUACAAGUGGCCAAGGAUAUCUCUGCGUCUUUGGCAGAUCGGAUCAUCAUUGCCAAAGUGAACAAUCAGGAGUUGUGGGAUCUCACUCGACCAUUGGAAACCUCAUGUACCCUUGCCUUGUUGGACUUUGAUUCACCGGAUAACAAUUAUGAAGCUCGACAAGUAUUUUGGCACUCGUCAGCCCAUGUUCUAGGAGAGGCGUGUGAGAGGAGGUACGAUGGGUGUUGUUUGGGUUAUGGACCUCCUUUGGAAGAAGGUGGUUUCUUCUAUGAUAUGGGGCUAGGAGGAGGUAAAACUAUAGGAGUCGAGGAUUACAAGGGUAUAGAAGAGGUCGCGAGGUUGGCUGUCAAGGAGAAACAACCUUUUGAACGUCUGGAGUUACCAAAAGAGGUUCUGUUGGAGAUGUUCAAAUAUAACAAAUACAAGCAAUACUACAUCAAUGACAAGGUACCAGAUGGUACAAGGACGACCGUUUAUCGUUGUGGACCUCUGAUUGACUUGUGUCUUGGACCCCAUGUUCCUCAUACGGGCCGCAUCAAGUCUUUAGCGGUGACAAAGAACUCCUCCUCCUACUUCCUCGGCGACGCUAAAAAUGACUCCUUCCAACGUGUCUACGGCAUGUCAUUCCCGGAUUCAAAGCAAAUGACAGAGUACAAGAAGAUGCUUGAGGAGGCGGCCAAGCGUGAUCAUAGAAAGAUUGGUAAAGAUCAAGAGUUGUGGCUGUUCAACGAUUUGAGUCCGGGAAGUGCCUUUUUCUUGCCAAUGGGCAUGAGGAUACAGAAUACCCUGGUUACGUUCAUGAAGGCCGAAUAUCAUAAACGUGGCUUCUCCGAAGUUGGCUCACCUAACAUGUUCAACUCCAAACUCUGGGAAACGUCGGGUCAUUGGCAAAAUUAUUCCGAGGAUAUGUUCAAGCUCAAAAUUGAUGACGAUACGUUUGGUCUCAAACCAAUGAACUGUCCCGGACAUUGUUUGAUCUUCGAUUCUCGGGAUCGAAGCUACAAAGAGCUACCAUUGCGUCUGGCAGAGUUUGGUGUGUUGCAUCGGAACGAAGCCAGUGGGGCGUUGUCUGGGUUGACAAGAGUGAGGAGGUUCGUUCAGGAUGAUGCGCAUAUUUUCUGCACCGUAGACCAGGUCGGAUCAGAAAUAGCAGCCGCUUUCGAUUUCCUCGAGGCCGUCUAUGCUCCCUUUGGCUACAAAUUCAAAGUUGGCUUGUCUACUCGUAAUCCUAGCAAAUGGGUUGGAGAUCUCAAAGUGUGGGAGAGAGCAGAGAAGACUCUUGCGGAGGUACUUGAACAGCGAAUGCCGGGACAAUGGGGGUACAAUCACGAGGACGCUGCGUUCUACGGUCCAAAACUUGAUUUCCGAAUGACUGACGCUCUGAGACGUGAAUGGCAAUGCGGAACCAUCCAGCUCGACUUCAACCUACCUGAAAGAUUCAAUCUGAAAUAUCGUACAUCUGAUGCGGCCACAGCGACGGGAGAGGAAGCUACAGCUCAGUUUGCUAGACCUGUCAUGAUCCAUCGUGCGAUCUUAGGUUCUAUCGAACGUUUCCUUGCGAUCUCAGCGGAACACUUUGGGGGGAAAUGGCCUUUCUGGCUAUCACCUCGACAAGUCGUUGUCAUUCCCGUCGCUGCGCCAUUCAAAGAAUACGCAAACAAGGUGGCUCAGACAUUAUGGGAUAAAGGUUUAUUUGCCGAGGCGGAUCUAUCCGAUAAUACAUUGAACAAGAAGAUUAGGAACGCUCAGACCGCUCAGUGGAAUUUCAUCAUGGUGGUCGGUCAAGAUGAACUUACCGCUCAAGCAGUCAAUGUACGUCAAAGAGAUGACGAAGUUCAAGGACGAGAAGAGACGAUCAAGGUUGAUGUGGUGUUGGAGAAGUUACUCAAGUUGAAAGAGUCAAAGUCACCCUUGAGCAAGCUGGAUCAGUGA
Molecule: messenger RNA, 2283 nt
Organism: Tremella mesenterica DSM 1558
Lineage: Eukaryota; Fungi; Basidiomycota; Tremellomycetes; Tremellales; Tremellaceae
Exons: 10
Coding region: 1-2283 (760 amino acids)
Biological process (GO): threonyl-tRNA aminoacylation
Cellular component (GO): cytoplasm
Molecular function (GO): ATP binding; threonine-tRNA ligase activity
Source: RefSeq, a predicted model, not a curated record